This is a messenger RNA of Teleopsis dalmanni, 1249 nucleotides long. RefSeq names its product acetylcholine receptor subunit beta-like 2. Gene Ontology annotation, biological process: signal transduction; monoatomic ion transmembrane transport; regulation of membrane potential. Gene Ontology annotation, cellular component: postsynaptic membrane; neuron projection; synapse. Gene Ontology annotation, molecular function: acetylcholine-gated monoatomic cation-selective channel activity; transmembrane signaling receptor activity. NCBI's taxonomy places the organism in Eukaryota, Metazoa, Arthropoda, Insecta, Diptera, Diopsidae. The record is from RefSeq and is a predicted model, not a curated record.
GACGUGCUUGAUAAAAUAACUGCGAUUAUGUGAUUUAUUUUUGUGAAAUAAAAAAAAUUUUAUAAAUUAUUUUGUGCUAAAUUUUGAACAAAAUGUGGUUCACACGUUUUUUUUAUAUUUUAAUUUUUGUGGUGGCCGUUAAUUCAACACCGCCUAUAAGUUUUGAAGCUAAUCCAGAUACAAAACGCCUCUACGAUGACUUGCUUAGCAAUUAUAAUCGCCUGAUACGUCCAGUGGUGAAUAACACAGAAACCUUAACUGUUUGGUUAGGUUUGAAACUGUCCCAAUUGAUUGAGGUGAACUUAAAGAAUCAAGUCAUGACAACGAAUCUCUGGGUAAAGCAGCGUUGGUUUGAUUACAAAUUACGUUGGAACCCUGAAGAAUAUGGUGGAGUUGAACAACUUUAUGUACCAUCUGAACACAUAUGGGUGCCUGAUAUUGUUUUGUACAAUAACUGGGAUGGUAACUAUGAGGUCACGUUGAUGACAAAGGCUACACUAAAAUAUACCGGUGAAGUAUUUUGGGAACCACCCGCAAUUUACAAAUCAUCUUGCGAAAUGAAUGUCGAGUAUUUCCCAUAUGAUGAACAGAUAUGCUUCAUGAAAUUUGGUUCAUGGACUUAUAAUGGCGCACAGGUGGAUUUGAAGCAUUUGGAUCAGGUUCCUGGCAGUAAUCUAGUGCAAAUUGGAAUUGAUUUAAGCGAAUUUUAUUUAUCAGUCGAAUGGGAUAUCCUUGAAGUUCCUGCUACUAAAAAUGAAGAAUAUUACCCCGAUACAUUGGAACCAUUUUCAGAUAUAACUUUCAAGCUAACAAUGCGUCGUAAAACACUUUUUUACACUGUCAACUUAAUAGUACCGUGUGUUGCUCUAACGUUCCUUACAGUGUUGGUGUUUUAUUUGCCUAGCGAUUCCGGCGAGAAGGUUACGUUAUGUAUUUCCAUACUUGUGUCAUUGACUGUGUUCUUCUUGCUGUUGGCUGAAAUUAUUCCGCCAACAUCUUUGGCCGUACCGCUUCUAGGGAAAUAUCUACUAUUUACUAUGAUACUGGUCUCAUUGUCCGUUUGGACGACUGUGUGUGUAUUGAAUAUACAUUUUAGAUCACCAUCGACACAUAAAAUGUCACCACUGUUUCGCAAACUAUUUUUACACUUUAUGCCAAAAGUUUUGAUGAUGCGUCGUACACAAUACACUUUACCGGAUUAUGAUGAUUCCACGCCUAGUAAUGGGUAUACUAAUGAAAUUGAUGUAAG